This is a messenger RNA of Paramacrobiotus metropolitanus, 1306 nucleotides long. RefSeq lists its product as uncharacterized. Bases 309 to 1094 code for a protein of 261 amino acids. The record is from RefSeq and is a predicted model, not a curated record. NCBI's taxonomy places the organism in Eukaryota, Metazoa, Tardigrada, Eutardigrada, Parachela, Macrobiotidae. The transcript has 2 exons.
UUUACGCAUGGCUGCGGCAGUUUCUCAGUUCCAGUCGACUACUGGGAAAUGUUCGCGACGGAGGAAAUGUUAGUGAUCAUGACAUUUACUACAUCCAGACCUAUUCUUUUUGGAAUACAGCUAUAACAAAAAGGCAAAUUUAUCUUCCCAUUGACUGCGCUGCAGAAUCUUUCCCACUUGGCAAUAAUUCCAUUGAUUUCAUACAGGAACGAUUUUCCGUAAACGAGAAUUCCUAUACAAAUAAAUGGCAAGAAGGAUGCAAGAAUUCUGAUGCUGACGAAGCGUUCCCUGACUUUACCCCGGAUGUAAUGACCCCGGAAGAGUGCGCAGUGCAGGCCGAUAUUCGAUGUGCCUCCAACGACACUUAUGUAAAUUGUACCCAGGGUGCGGAAACCGGUGGUUACGGUAUUCUCGACUUCGACUGCAACAACGAAAGCGCUUUAAACCGCAUAAAACGAGUAGUAGCCACCAUCGCCAAACUGCCGCUACGUCCAAUUGAGCUGGACGUCUCUGACAAAACCCCAGUCACUUCCGAUGAUAUCGCUCCAGUACGACGGCAGAUCAUCAGCUAUAUCUUGGAGAACUGCACCACCCCUCGCGCCAGCAACAAACUUCGUCAACUGGUACUUCCAAAUCUGCUGGAGUAUUUUCUCUGGCACUGCUCGAAUCUGGUCGUGAAGAGGAGCGAUUUCCAGUAUUCUCAAAAACUGAGAGAAAUUGCGUUCUACAACACGACCAUUCGGACGCUGGAUGCGAACGCCUUCAUCGGCCUUCCUGAUUUGCGUAUUCUCUCUUUAGAACACGUGAUCCGGACUCUGACUCCGUUGGACGAACGUCUUCGAGGAUAUCUGUUCAGACUGCACUGUAGUUGUGACUUUGCCGGCUUCCGACGUUGGUGGAAUAAUAACACGGCCUUACUGCGGUCCGCUGCGGAAGGAGAAGUGCUUAAUUUUGCGGGGGGCUGGCAAAACUUGGAAUAUCAACGCACAGAUGUGUAUUUACCGAUUGACUGCAAGUCUGAAUACCCUAAAGAAAAACUGCUUGUCGACUACAAUGCGACAAGCUUUUCGGUGCAUGAACGUUCCUGUGGAUGAACUUAUUGUAGUUUGCAAGUACAUUACAGCAGAGUACAGCAGAUUUUAGGAAGUUUACUCGUACGAUAUUGUCAAUUAAAUUUUGUCAAAACCAAACCAAGAACGUGCGAAUGUAGCUAUCAAAACCGCUAUUUUUAAUUACGCAUUUUGGCGGCAGCGCGAAAAUUGUUAUAGUUCUGGAAGUGAGCAUUGUGGGUACCAUAAAAACUAAU